Molecule: messenger RNA, 6778 nt
Organism: Temnothorax curvispinosus
Lineage: Eukaryota; Metazoa; Arthropoda; Insecta; Hymenoptera; Formicidae
Gene: jdp
Product: J domain-containing protein
Exons: 4
Coding region: 301-825 (174 amino acids)
Cellular component (GO): cytoplasm
Source: RefSeq, a predicted model, not a curated record
CGGGAUUCCCCGGGAAUCGGGUCUUUCCGGGUCUGCGACACGGUUUUCCCUUACUCGGUUCACUUUGGCGCCCGUGCUGUAGUCGACAACGCGACGCCGACACUCACGGACUAGCUCGCUCGUUCUCUCGCAACAGGUGACGGAAUCUCGACUGACCGGGUUUAAAAGGCGAGAGAUCUUCGACGAGGAGCACCGAGUAUAGCGGCUGCGACCUCUUUUCGCGUGUAGACGAUCUCGUGGGAUCCCCGAAGGAACAGGGUGGGAAGGGAUACGCCAAAGGGGUUGCAAGGAGUCGUCAAAAUGAGUGUCGAGGACGCCAUCAAUUACUCGCCCAGCGAGGACGAAGACUAUUACGCUCUAUUGUCCUGCGACGAGUCUUCCACGGUCGAGCAAAUUACGGCGGAGUAUAAGGUAUUAGCUCUUCAGUAUCAUCCGGACAAGAACGACGGUGACAAGGAGGCCGAAAAGAAAUUUCAACAACUAAAGUACGCAAAAGAGGUUUUAUGCGAUCCCGAAAAGAGGACCAAUUACGAUAAAUGGCGGAAUAGUGGUAUCAAGAUCAGUUACAAACAAUGGCUCGGCAUGAAGGAGCAUGUGCAGCAGACCAUGCACUGGAGCACGCCGAAGACAAAGGACAGAAUGCUGCCGGAUACGACCGAAGAGGCAGGUGGUUCACCAGCUCACCUCAAAGGUCAUCCUACAAAUGCGCACAGGAGGGCUUCGGAGGGUGGUGCCACGAAUCUCUACUACCGUUCGGGCCACGGCGUCCCAUUCUACCAGGAGUCCAACGAGGUCGUCAGUAAGUUUCGCAAUUACGAAAUUUAAAAGGUCCCCAGCGUAAUUCUCACCGGAAUCGACUCCAUUGUACCGGAUGCCCUUAUGACAACAGGAACAUGUUGCAUUAGACAAAUAUCUACCACCUGUAUAUGAGUGUACGGGGCGUUGGUCGAGUCGCAUUGGCGUGUACAGCACAUUCGCGUACUUCGUAAAAUGGCGAGGUGAGAGAGAGAGACGCGUGAAUUUCAUCGCUCGCCGUCGAGCAAUUUGUUAUGUUUUCUACCUUCCCGUUUACAUGCAACUUCGCAUCAAGAGACCUUUAUUGUUUGCGUCACCACGUAUUAAGUUGCGGACGUGACGGUCUAUCAUCGAUGUAGCUUCGACAAAACGAUUGAACGAUCGUAUAUAUUUCUUCGAAAAAACUUCGCGUAAUAAACGUUUGUAUUGAUGUUCUCCAUCUUGGAAAAGCGCUUCGUCGUUUAUUUCUUCAUCGUUCACGAUGCAUGUCAAUUCGAUUCAACAAACCGCCCUGGAACACGUGUACGUGCUCGCGAUCGCGCGCACGUAUAUGUCGCCUUCAGAUUUAUAUUUUGUUAUACUAUACUAAGCACGACGAGAGGAAAUGGAUCGAGGAACGCGGGAAGAGGACGUUUGAUAUUAUUUUAAACUCCCUUUCUGAAGUCUCCCGAUUAAACGUCCGACUGACCGGUUGGAAAUAAUGUGUAAGUCGAGUCUCUCUCGAUCGCGCAUUCUAUGUGUGUCUCUUGAUCUUACGAGAUGUUUAGCGACAGAAGUUAAACGGUGUAGUGUCAAGGACAGUAUAGUUUUAUCUGUGAUCCCGCGAAUGAAUUUUCCACUAGUGGUUAACUGGUCGUUUCAAUCGUAAACACAUUGGUAGGAAAUACUUGAGCGUCUGCUAAAGGAAAGACUGCUUUUCGUGAAUCCACGGACGGAAUUUCAUCGUCAUGAUUAUCGGCAAUUCAAGUAUUAAUCAAUGUAUAAUUGGUUUUCAUCGCAAGAUUAAAUAGGCGACUCCCGUCGCUUACGAUGGGAGUAACUUACGCUUCGUCGACUUUAAAGACAUCGACUUUAAAUGUCGUGUAUGCACAGUGCGGUUACAAAAUUGGACGACGGAAUUGCAAAACGACUGAAUCGAAAUCCCGGACCACAAACGUUGCAAACGUCGAGUUUUCACUAGAUAUGAUGUUUUAAAUGAAAAGACGUAACUAAAUAUAUAGCUCUCUAUCAGAAUGUAAGAUAAAGAUAUAAAAAAGUAGAGUAGUUUAUAUUAAAAUGUUAUAUCUAAAAUGUAAUGUCUAUAUUAUUAUAUAUUUUGUCGAAAUAAGUGUUGCUAUCGAGAUUUUGUGAAGCUGUCCUAGGCAUUGACGUUUUCAACGUUUCUCUCCGAGGACUUAUUCGAUCGACUAUUAUCGCUACGACACCAAUUCAGGGAUUCAAUUCCACGGAACGUUGGGUUAACGUUUUGCGGAAAAGCUUAAGUAUUUCUUUCCAUAAUGGAGCAGAUCGACGAUGGCGCACUUGUACCUGUGUCCGAUGUCAAACGCAAAAUACGUCAUUCACCUCCGACGACAAUUACGACGACGGCUCUCCUCCGUUUUGUUAAAUAACGACACGCGCGUGCCAAUUAGCCGCGUUUUGCUUCUCUAAAACCGGGAGUUGAAACCGGCGCGCGGUUACGGCGACUCACUUUUCGACGCUCUGUAAGAGUACAAAAGAAUCUUACGUCAUUCUGAGUAAGGAGAAAGUUAUUUUCGUGUGCGUUUGCAGCGUCGAGGCGUGAACUUGCCUGAAAUUAUUUCGGUUUGAACCUCCGGGUAAAACAAUAACAUUCUCGAUAGAUUUUCGACGAAAUAAUUUUUCCGCAUCGCACUUUUGCAUUCCGACGCAUAUUCGCGUUUUCUCUAUACAUUCGAUGCAGCAGUCGAAACAAUUCGUCGGUGAAUUGCGUUUGGCAUAUAAUUGAGAAUGCCUAUUUAUAACCGAUAAUUAAUAAUAACUUAGUGACAGUUAAUCCUGGAUGUGUCGAUGUGUAAUCUUACAAUAAUGCGAUAAGCGUUCUUCUCUUGGGGAGCUCAUCUCUCGUUUAAAUACAUUAACGGCGUCAUACCCUCCAUUUCCUCACUAGGUAUUUCCCAAUCGAACGCUUUGUAUCUAAAUAUCCACGCAGCACGAAUCAGAGCUGUGUUCGACAGUUUGACAUCGUUAAAUUUUGGAAAAUGAAACCCAAAGCUAAAAAGAAAUAACGACAUUAAAUCAACUGAAUAAUAUACGGACGGGAAUAUCUAGAUAUAAUGUGUUCUAUCCGGAAAUAAUUAAAUGAAACUGCAAGACGUUAAUGACGUCGAGUAUCUACGUCUUGCCUGAAUCGAUCGAUCUUCCAUCCCACGAAAAUAAUGUGAUCUCCCGCAUCCUUCGUCAAAGUCCAAAACAUAUCACGACAGGUCCAUUUCGUCUUCCCGCUUUGUCUUUGAAUUUCGACACGGAGAAACUCGACAAAGGUUUAUCUUAUCUAUGCGAAGAUAUAGAAGGAUGUAAGCGGAGUAGUAAUUGAAGCCGUUGGGUAAAUCGAGGGCCAAUGGUUAAUAAACGGCUAUUAAAUGCCAAUGGAGAGAGGCAAAAUCAAUAUUACCAACGAGUCCAAUGACAUUUUUCCAUCUUAAUUUUAGACUAUCAGGUUAACUCUUUUUUUUUUUAAGGGGAUACAUUCUUUUGACGGCAAGGAUAUAUACGUCGUUACGGUAAUGUAAUUAUAAACUUUUUUUCUACAAGUUCUCUCCGGAUGAGUGAAAUAACGCAGUGAUUUUUUUUCUUGGUGAUAAAAUUAAAUUAUCGAAAAGUCAGGUAAGGUUUUCAAUUUCCCUACUUGAUCCUAAAUGUUACGAUUCGCGGAGGGGUCCGUGCUUAACUGCAAUUAUUAAUGUCACGAAUACGCAGAGCCAAUAAGGAAGCAAGUCAGGUCGUUAAUUGUUUAUCUUGUCAUAGUAUCGAAUUACUGAUUGAUUGUUUGAAAGAGAAUACUUUUAGAAUCGAGAAAUAGAAAAGGAAUCGCAAAAUAGUAAAAGAAGUAGAAGAAGUAAAUAAACAAAACCAAAAAGGCUAGAGGAAAAGAAGAGAAAAAGAGUGGUGGGAAGAAAAAUAUAAAAUUGUGUGACUCACAUAUGGAACGGACACUUUUCGAGAUAUCGCGGACUCGAAAGCCCUCGGCUUUCUUUCACUAUCGCUUCCAUUCCUCUUUCAGUUUUCUCAGACUCUUUGUUGGGAGACCUAAGAAAAUAUCUUGCUGCUCGACUUGUCUCCCUAUCGGCUCUGUGCAAGCCUGACGUUAGUGCGCGGUCAAUCGAAUUAGUGGAACAUAAGCGUUCGCUGGCGCUUCGUGAGAUUCGCCGCGCGAUCGAUCCUUCUCUGGAAUUGCGAGACGGCGGACGCGCGGCUAAAUUUAAUGACAUAUCCGCGACAAGUGAAUCGCAAGUCUGAUUACGUUACAGAAUACAGACCGACGCUGUCGAAUCCAUCGUACAUCUGAAUUCAUCUAGUUGAAAUAAUGAAAAGGUAUUUUCCAAUUUCUCAAUUUUCACAGAUUUAACCGUCUCGAGAGCGAGACUGUGCAAAGGAUUAUGUAUAUUGUAGUUUCCACUUAUUCUUUAAAUGCACUUAUAUAUAUAUUGUUUAUACGAAAUAUGAAUAUAAUAUAAAUUUAAAUUAAUAGCCCCUCCGCGGUAAUUUGCCGUAAUGACUGACGAUAUAAAAGAAAUAUUUAAUGUGGACUUUUAAUAUCUCCAAUGGUCUUUCAUAUUUUUUACACAUAUUGGGAACGGUGUUUGUCAGGAGAUUCCCUCGCGACGAAAUUGAGAUUGAAGCUUUAUCUGAAUAAAAGGAUAAAAAUUGGAUAAAAGUUGGAUGAGCAAGUCAAAAAAGUUUUAAUCUCGCCGCGACAGCGACCAACUUUAGAUUAGGUAAAACGGCACCGGGCAACGGCGCCGUUUCGUAAAAUUCCUCCAGUCUAGUUCGACUCCUUUAAGCUCUGAAGAAUGUAGCAACUAGGUCGAUCAGUCGUAAAAAUAAAUGAGGAAACAAAAAGUGUAGAGAUCGAAUCUUGCCUUGUGGCAUUGGCAAUGACAUGUCUCUGUGUUAGAGGAAAGUAGGAAAUAUUAAUAUUUAUUGGAAAAUAUUAGCAUAAUUUCGCGCGUACGCGCGCACGGCAGAGAAUAAUAUUUAAAUCCGUAACUCGCGACUCGGUCGUUAUUCCCUCAUUUAUUAAACGAACGAGAUUGAUUACGAGCACGUUGGAAGUAACGUUGAUCAAAAUGGAUGAAGAGAUCGUUGGUAUCCAAUCCUAGCAAUCUUUUAAUACUAUUAUGUUAUAAGGAAAGUUCCGCGAUGACGGAAAGAUUGCAGGGAGCUUCCGCGUGCGCUCUUGAGAAGUUUUCCAUUUUCUAAUACAAGACGAGAAAUGGUGCGGCCGACCGUGGCCGCUGCUGUCGAAAGUCUAUUGGACCACCCUGUACAUGUAUAUCUAUAUCUAUAUUUUUCUAGACGGGCCCGUGGAUUUUGGCCUGCGAAACGUUGUUUACAUGACUAUAUCAUACAUACCUAUUUGUCGUUUACGAUUGACCUGUCGCAAACGGCUGAGGGAAAGGUCGAAGUCUGUUCAAACGCCUAUCAGUAUGAUGCUCACGAUCGAAGAAUCCGAUACGUCCCUUUUACGUUACUACACGUGCGUUUACGACACCGUCAUUGGAUAUAAGACGGAACUUUUCCCUUAAGAGGAAAAUAAGAGGAAAAGUUUAUCCUUCUCUGGAGGAUUUUACGAUCAAUUGAAGAUUUGAAUUUCAAACCAUGUGCCAAUUCUAACACAGACAAUUAUUUACAAUCGGGUAUAUUUUUAUCUAAGUAUGUGACAGAAUUUUACAUUAUAUUAAAGAAUACCAAACUUUCGCUUCGUAUUAUAUAACUCAUGAGGAAAAUCCCCAUAUCACAUGUGCGCAUAUAAUCACUUAUUAUAAUUUUCUUAAAGAAUUCUGGAAAAUUUAUGAUUUUCCAGAAUUUUUGGAGUUAGAGUGAUUUAAAAUUAAAAAUUUCCAGUUGAAUAAAAAAAUUUAAAAACAAAAAUUAUAUUGGAUGUUGUUCUUUUCAGUUUUUGACAUCUUUUAACAAAUGUUUAAAGUUGAAGGCAUGUUGUACAUAAUGUACAUCAAGUUGUUGAAAAUUUUCCUUGCUUUCGCAUUUGUAAAUGGCAGAUUAUUAGUGUCUCUUAUUAGUAGUCAAACUGAUUAUGUAACGCUAAUUAUGUUAUCCAACGUUUGCAAGGAAAUCGAUAGCUGUCUUUUGCUUCAAUGUCCACGCCUAAUGAUCGUAGUUAUCAAAUACUUUGAACAACUAAUUACAAAAGCAUAAUAUAUAAAUUGAAGUUGUAUAUUAACAAAAAUAGCGAAUCUUUUUCUUUCUAUGUGUCGAUGAAUUGACGUCACAUAAAGAUAUUGUGAUUACCAAAUCUUGAUUGCUAGUUUCACGUUAACUGAUCAUAAAAAGCUGAUCGUUGACUGAUCAUUAAAGAUUAAAGAUUAGCACGUGUGAUGUAAUUUUAGUUUACAUGUCAAUUAAUAUCGCUGCUGUAUAAUUAUAUACGGCAGAUACAAAAGUUGGAGUACAAGUUAUUAACUAAUAAAAAUGUUUGUUAAAAGUGAUGAUUAUUCAAAGUCACAAAAAAAAUUUACUAUUAAAAUAUACAGGAAAUAGUAUAGUCAACCAUGUGUUCUGCGCAACUUACUGAUUGGAGAACAGUAUUUUCGAUCGUUCUCAUGAGUCGUGCAAGUCUCUUGUGUGCGUGGCUGUAUGAAUGAAAUUAUAGAUUGUGUAAAUGUCUAUAUGCAGUUAAAUGCGUAACCAAAUACAUAUGUUGUAUAUUCGUCUCGCGCUGGUCGACGCGGCGAUGUAUUACUCGUACCAAUAAAAAAUUCAAUAAAUGUGUUUAAUUAUGAAA